Molecule: messenger RNA, 920 nt
Organism: Prunus mume (Japanese apricot)
Lineage: Eukaryota; Viridiplantae; Streptophyta; Magnoliopsida; Rosales; Rosaceae
Source: RefSeq, a predicted model, not a curated record
AUGUGACUCAGUUCCAAAAUGUCCAUUCUUGCCGCAGUGGGCUAUCGGAUUCUUGUCUGGGAUUGUUGAAACGGGGCAUCCAGUUAAUGAUCAUUUCUGGAGUGUCCAUUUCCUUCAAAAAUGGGGUACUAGAAAGCUGGAGGGCUUUAGCAUUCAUAGGACUAGUUCCCUGUGUAGUGACCAUUUUCGGUCUCUUUUUCAUUCCCGAGUCUCCAAGAUGGUUGCUGGUUGGCUUCUAAUCCACUAGUUAAUUGAUCAUUGAAAUGGCACAAGAAGUUGUAAAUUCAGAUGAGGUUGUUCUUGGAGAAGAAAUAGACCAUGUGAGGUUGAUCACCUUGAACAGGCCUCGUCAUUUGAAUGUCAUCUCAUCAAAAGUCGUUUCUUUGCUAGCAAAAUACUUGGAAAAGUGGGAAAAAGAUGAAAAAGCUGAGCUUGUAAUUAUCAAGGGAUCGGGUCGAGCUUUUUCAGCUGGUGGGGACUUGAAGAUGUUCUAUGAUGGUAGGAACUCAAAGGAUUCCUGCCUUGAAGUGGCUUACAGAAUGUAUUGGCUUGGCUAUCACAUUCAUACUUAUAAGAAAACCCAGGUGGCUCUGGUCCAUGGAAUUUCAAUGGGUGGAGGCGCAUCUUUAAUGGUCCCAAUGAAGUUCUUGGUAGUCACAGAAAAAACUGUAUUUGCAUCUCCGGAAGCUAGUAUUGGCUUUCAUACUGAUUGUGGUUUCUCAUAUGUAUCCCAUCUUCCUGGGCAUCUCAGGGAGUUCUUUGCCUUAACAGGAGCAAGACUGAAUGGUAAGGAAUUGGUUGCAGCUGGAUUGGCAACCCAUUUUGUCCCUCUUGAGGUGAUUUUCUCAUUCCUUCCCUAUAAUUUUCUUCCUCUGAAACCAAGUCUCGGAAGUAUUAGCUCACAAGAUUUGCCCCUCUAA